Echinops telfairi (small Madagascar hedgehog) is the source of this 1899-nucleotide messenger RNA. RefSeq names its product KTI12 chromatin associated homolog (gene KTI12). The annotation marks the transcript as partial. The transcript has a single exon. The record is from RefSeq and is a predicted model, not a curated record. NCBI's taxonomy places the organism in Eukaryota, Metazoa, Chordata, Mammalia, Afrosoricida, Tenrecidae.
CUGGCCGCCGAGGGCCGGGCGGUGCACGUGGUGGACGACGCGGCCGUGCUGGGUGCGGAGGAAGCCGGCGCGUACAGCGACGCGGCCCGGGAGAAGGCUUUGCGCGGAGCGCUGCGAGCGGCGGUGGAGCGGCGCUUGAGUCGCCACGACGUGGUCAUCCUCGACUCUCUGAACUACAUCAAGGGUUUCCGCUACGAGCUCUACUGCCUGGCGCGGGCCGCACGCACCCCGCUCUGCCUGGUGUAUUGCGUGCGGCCCUGGGACCCGAGCGGGGCGCCGCAGGGGGCGGGCGCCCAGACCGGAGCCCGGAACGCGAACGUGAGUGGGCAGCGGCGCGUCGAGGUGGGCGGGAGCCCUCCGGCGCCACGCCCCGGCGCCCCCCGAGAAGCUCCAGCAGCGGGCUCUGAAGGAAACGGGAGCCCCCAGGCCGAGGCAGCCACGGAAGCGGAGCCGGAGGAAACCAGGGCACUGAGUUCUGCACCGUCCGCGCAGUCGGCCCACCAGACGGUCAGUGCCUUUUAUCCUCCUGAACUUCUGGAGGCCCUGGCGCUGCGCUUCGAGGCGCCCGACUCGCGAAACCGUUGGGACCGGCCGCUGUUCACUCUGGUGGGCUUAGAGCAGCCCUUGCCUCUGGCGGAGAUCCGAGCUGCCUUGUUUGAGAACCGCGCCCCUCCCCCCCACCAAGCCACACAGUCCCAGCCCCUCGCCUCCAGCAACUUUCUGCAUCAGCUGGACCAGAUCACCAGCCAGGUAGUGGCAGGACUGAUGGAAGCACAGAAGAGCGCUGUCCCUGGGGAUUUGCUAACGCUUCCUGGUACUACAGAGCGCCUGCGAUUUACCCGGCCUCUUUCCAUGGCAGAACUCAGCCGACUCCGGCGCCAGUUUAUAUCCUACACCAAAAUGCAUCCUAACAAUGAAAACCUGCCACAAUUAGCCAGCAUGUUCUUGCAGUACCUAAACCAGAGCUUUGCACUAACCUAAGCCAGGCUCCUUGUAACCUCCCACUCGGUGACCGUCUCUGUCGAGCCUUGGACAAGCCUAUGCCACAAGUAGAGAGCAGAGACUGGAGAAGUAAGCACGGAGGAUUCUGAUACAGCCUUCAAUACAAGAGAUCAAAGUGGAAAAGGGUGCUUAACUUGGCUGCUCUGUGAUUUCUUCUCUAUCUGAGCUGUGGGAGCAUGGACCUGAUGGAUGACUUUUAAAAAAACAAUUGGGGGCAGGACCUUGAAGGCAGCACAGUCUUACAUCUGCACAGUCUCUUUAGUAGCUACAGACAUUUGCUGGGUACUGUACCUACUUUGUACUACUAAGAAUUCUGGGUACUGGGGUCACAGGUGAAUCCACUGGCUACGGAAGCCUUUAGGGUGCUCUGCCUCUAAUGGAGGGGAAAGGGGUUUCUAGAUUAAAGCAUUCAAAACAGUGAAACCUCUCCUAAACCGAAAUGGCAUAAAGCAAGAAUGCAAUUGCCAUUAAUUUAUAUGGGAAAAAGUUUUUGAACAUUCUCAGACACCACCACCACUCCCCUCAAAAAUCACAUAGCAAAUAGCACACAAACUCUAGAAUACCACUGUCAUAGUGUUGACAGACAGUUCAAAGCUGGGAUGGCCUGGGAAAGGAGCUUGGCAGCGCUGCUCUUGCUGUUCACUACCUCUAAGGCUCCUUCAGAGCAAACAGUGGUGCAGUUUUGCUCUUUGCCUUUUGAGUGUGAAAACAAAUCCUCUUCAGAUUUCUUUUAGUGAGAGCAGUGUGAAUGCAGCUCUUUGGUAGAAGCAAACUUGAAAAGUGGAGGAAAUCUGUAUUUCCCCAAUAAAGUCUUGUUUAAAAAGUCUACUGGGAUCUCUUGUACGUGUGUUAGGUGUGUUUCACUAUUAAAGAUUAAACUUGCCAAGGUUCAUAUAA